UCUAAUAAAGAGUUCUUAAAAGUUUACACAAUAUAAAUAUUAUGUUAGGUUCUUAAAACUAUGGAAAAUCCAAUCCAAAGUUCUAAUUAAAAUUCUCAUAUUUAAAUAUUAAUAUUUAUCUAUACAUACAUUUUAAUUGGAAUUAAGAAUCAUAUGCUAAGAUAUCUUUAUUGGAGAACGUUCGCCCUAAAAGAGUUUCUCUCUGACGCUCUUCCCUAGGUGGCCGCUUCCAUGGAUCUUUUCAGUUUCAGCUCAGUUCUUCAGUUUCCAACCAUAUGAAGCAGCUCUCCUCUCCCAUGGCUCUGGUAGUGAUUGUGCCUCCUCCAUCACCACUCUAUCUACCGCCUCCUCCGUUGCGACUCCGUCCUCUUCCAGAUCUGUCGCCGCUGUGUUCGUCUGCUACUGUGCUGUUUGAAUCUCUCUCCCCGCCGGAACCACCGGACCCUCCCGACGCUUCCUUACGUCUCGUUAUGCAUCUACUCUUUGACACAUCAUUCACCCUUUCUCAAGCAUCUUCUAACAUUUCAAAUCUGGAAUUUCUUUUUCCAAAUCUGGCUAGUGAUGGUGUUGUCUCCCUUGUGUUCGUUGAUGGCACAAGAUUUGGUUCUAAGUGGUUAUAUCCUGCAGUAUGCAGUGUGAUUCUUCUUUCACUCGUGUUGGUUCGCUUACUCUCCCGUUCAUUCUGGUUUGUCUCCUCUCUUCAAUCUCAGUUUGUACUCUUGUAGAAUGGUCUGAGAGGUUUGUUGUGUGUGUAGCACCAGAUUUUUCGGUUAUGGACUUAGAUUACAAUGUUCCAAUGAACUUUGUUUCAUUUGGUUCUACCUCUAUGCAUGUUGAUGGUUCUCAGGUCGCCUUAAUGCGAUCUUGUGCUGCAGUCUACUGCAGUAUGCAGUCUACUGUAGUAUGCAGUCUCCUUAGUGUAUUUAGUACAGCUCUUGGUGCUGUGAUUUCGUGUUAUCUUUCUUGGUAGCAGAUUGAAGGAAAACUCGUUGAUAAGCUCCAGGGGCGAAGCUAGACUUUUUUAUAACUGGGUGCAAAAUCUGGUAAAAGUACUUUGAGGAGAAUUGAACCCAUGUUCUUAGGAAAUUAUGGGUGCACCAUAACCAAAUUGACUACCUGAAUCUUACUUUUCUAGUGUAAAAUGUUAAAUAUUUAAAAUACACUGGGUACACGUGCACCCUUAGUAAUAAACAUAGCUUCACCUCUGAUACGCUCAGUGGCGAAGCCAACGUGUUGGGAGGGGGGUCAGUUGACCCUGGUGAAUUUCUUAAUUUUUUAAAAAAAUUACAUGUAUAUUUCUAUAAAAAAAAUUAGAAUAAUGUUGCAAAGUUUAGUUAAUUGACCCAUACAAUAUAUGAUAAUAAUGAAUUUUGACCCUCUUAAAUAUUUUUCCUGCCUCCGCCGCUGGAUACGCUUAUCCCGGUGAAUCGAGUUAUGGAGGGAUUUCAUUAUCCAACGGAUUCCCUUGUGGAGCAGUUUCUUUUCCCAAUAUUUCCUUCUAUGUGGAGUGAAUUGGAUGGCCAAGCGUCGCUAGUAUUGCAAGGAUCUUCCUCCUGGCUGAUGCUCUUCUCUGCCUUUGUUGCAGUGUUUGUGACCUUUGAGAUUACAUGGUAUGCAAUUAUUCAAGAAGAUUAUGAGAUCUUUCGAUUUUUUAUGGUCUCUUGUGAUGUUGUGUAUCAUCGAUCUAUCUUUUGCUUAAUCUAUGUUUGGUUUUUUUAGCCCUUAGUGGCUCUGAUGUACUCUCUUUGUGGUGAUAAACUUUUUUAAAUUUCUAAUGAAAGUUUGGUUUGAAUAAACAAAAAAAAAAAGAUAUUUUCAUUGGAAGUGCUCUUAUGGUUGUGAUUUAGAUGAAAUUAAAGACAAUACAAUUUGUUCGAUGUACUGCUCUGUAAGAGAAGUUCAAAUUCUCAAGAUAAUUGAUAUAGAAAAGCAAAAAUAUAUAAAAAGUAACUUGAAAAGAUGAGUAACCUAACUAUAAACAUAUAGUAUUUUAAAGCUAAUUGAGCUAGAAAUAAACUAUAGACCAACUUAUAAAAUAAAUGUGUACCAUGUUUUCGGUUUUCCCACCCACUUUUAAUAUCAAUUUUGCUAAGACAAGAAGCUUUAAGAUUUUCUUAUGUUUAGGUAAAAAAGGAGCGUAUAUUGUAUUUUUCUUCAUUCUAUAAUAAUAUUAAUUAUAUUAUAUGCAUAUACAUCUAUUUAUAUACAGUAUAUAGACAUACGCUUGUCAAAUUAUCAGUCAGAUUCUCUUUAUCAUAACACUCAACAACACUCUCACUGACCCUCCACUUUCGUAUAAACUACUUGUUAAGUCACAUAAAUGGCAUUUUCCCGGCAUAUACCCGACGGCAAGAUCACCGUCUCAACCACCACGACUAAGAAGCGCGAUGUCCCAAGUCCGCCGCCAAACUGCUGCGUCACGUGCCUUGCGGGGGUCAUCAGAAAAGUGAAGAGAAAGGGGAUGUUGCUGCUGUCGGCAACAGCGGCUCGAAGACAGUGUAGCUCGUUGCAAUGUCGGUACGAUCCAAUGAGCUAUUCACUGAACUUUGAUGGUGGCGCGUGUGGUACUCUUCCAGAUGAUGAGGAUUAUUAUUUCCGAUUUUAUGCGUUUUCUUCGAGAUACGUUACUGCUAAUACUAUCAAGAAGAUACCACCAUUUCUUAGCGAACCCCUCUCCACCUCUUUACCUGAAUUUGUGUAAUCUUUUUGUUAUUUGAAUUUUUUUUUUCGUUUACAAAAAGCUAGUUUACUAAAUCUCUUAUUUCGUGUUUUGGUUCGUAGAUUAUAUUCUAUUUAUACAUAUUGAAAUAAGGGUGAAUUUGUAAAAUGACUAAGUUUGGGAUGAAAAUUAAGUGCAGAGCACUGAUUUUGACGGAAUUAAGUAUCUAACAAUUAAGCUUGAUCUGAGCCAGUUUUAUUCCUUGUACGUACAAGUAACCGGUAAAGGAGAGAUGGUGAGAUGAUGUUGACCACAACAGGUAUGGCCAUUAUUUACCAAAAACUAUUAUCUUAAAAGGGAAGAUACACAUUCCACGUCACAUACUAAAUAACCGCAAACAUUUCGGUGUGUUCAAUAAAUAAGUAGACAAAAAUAAACCACUAAAUACUAACCCCACUCGCAAUCAUUAAAUACUAAACCCAACAACAAAACAUACAUCAUGCAUAUUCACUGUAAAAUAAUAGAAACCCUAUCAAAUUAAUAAUCACUAAACUCUACCCAGAAAUAUAAACUCUAAUCCAAUGUCAACACCAAUUUUCCAUAUAAUAAACUCAAUUUCAUACCAGUAAGAUGAAUUACCAUUCUAUAUGAGGCAUAUAGAAUAGAAAAUGUGAAAAUGUAGUUGCAAUCUAAAGAUCAUCUUACCAUAUUUCUCAAAUAUUGAUAUGGCUAUGCCAUUAUGGAAGGUAGUAAUGCUUGCCCCAAUGUCAAUCCCAAUCGUACAUAAACUAAACCCAAUCAAAUAAUCACUAAACCCAAUCAAGGAAGUACCCCAAUAUUAAUUACCAACUACUAAAUACUAAACUCUAAAUCCUAAUUACUAAACCCUAAACCUAAAUAAAUAGAUUAAGCUAAACCCUAAUCAAGGAAGUAUAAACCCAAAUAGAAUGUAUAUUGAAAUGGUUUACUAUACCUAAACUUUUACUUAGUGAAUCUAAACCCUAGGCAUGAACCUAUAAACUCAAAUACAAUCUAUAAAUUGUUUUGCAAUAUUAAAUACUUGAAAGCACAUUUACUUGGUUAGCAUGUUGCAUAUCUUAUAUUCCAUAUAAUCUAAGUAGUAUAGUAAACGAAUGUUCCAAAUAAUCAAAUUUGUCCAACACUCGAAAAAUGAAUUUCAUAUUACAAUCAAUCAUACAAAUGACAAAGAAGACAACUAUCAAAUUUAAAAACAUGACAGAUUAUUACAUUUUUAAGGAGUAGUAUAAAAAUAUGUCUCAAAUAGUAUGGUAACUUUACAUAAAUACGUUAAUACCCCAAUAUUUCAUAAACUAAACCCCCAAAUAACAUGCAUUUUCAUUCUACGUGAGCCUAUAGAAUAGAUAAGGUGACAAACGAUAUAGCACAAUACAUAUAUAUUGUUCAAAUUUUGAAGAGUCUACAAUCUAGAUACUAAACUUUAUCCCAACCCCACCUCAACCCGUAAAUACUAAACCAUAAACUCUAAUCAGUGAACCCUAAACCCAAAUAUAAACCAUAAACACAAAUAUAAACCCUAAACCCAAAUAGAAUGAAACAAAAUAAAUAGCAUAGUACAUACUGGUGAAAUUAUGAAAUAUCUAUGAUUGCAUGAAAGAAGUUAAUAAUGACUCCAACCAUAACCCCUCACCUUCUAAUUAGUAAACCCUAAACCGUAAUCACUAAACCCUAAACCCAAAUAUCAAAUAUAAAAAUGUACACAAUAUUAUGCAAUAUUAAAUCAUAUUAUAUAAUAUUAAGCUAUACAAUAUAAAUCAUAGUACGAUUUUUACAGAUUCAAAAACAUGUAACGAUAGUUAGAUAUUAAGAAAAUUACAAAAUAUAUUUCUAAACAAAAUAGCACACUCUUUAUUAAUCGUCAAAUGGAAUAGAACAUGAUAAAAUAGUAUAGUAACAAAAUGGUAAAAAACAACAAGACACAUAUGGGAGAAGAAUUGGCUGCUAUUACUUCACGUUGCCGUGUCUCCUCUUCCGUCAGACAAGACACCAUCGAUUUCACAAUCAGAGAAACCUCCCCUUCAGUCACCCACCGAGAAUGCAAAGACGCUAUACUCCUGCAAAAAUCAACUCCGAUAAUCGUGUUCGUCUCAUUUCUCUCUCCCAAAUCUGAGAAUCAAACGAUUCAAUUUCUCGAGAAAGAAGAAAGGUAAAAAUUACGGAGAUGAUGACGGAGCAAAUACUGUGGCGACGAUAAAACAAAAGAUGAUGAUGAUGAUGGUUGUGCUAGUUGUACAUGUAGAGGUGAUUGAAGCUAUGUGACAGAGAUUUAUGUGUUAUUCGUAUAAAAAAAUAAAAAUUAGAGAGAGAGAGAGAGAGAAGAAAAAAAAUUAUGUGCAGAUGUGCGACUUUCCAGUGGACACGAAAUUUUUUAAAAAAUAUAAUGAUUAUUAAUUUUUUUCUACAGGUUUUGCCGGUUACAAUAGAGGGCAAUAUGAAAAUAUUACAUAAAAGACACAUGAUACAGUGAAAAAAAUAGAGGUUUUAGUUAUAGAUUGAAUUAUAAUUUUUUGGUGGUUAUACAGCCCAAUUUCCCUUAAAAUAAACAUAAUUACGUUUAGGUUAUUAGAACGUCUCUAGAAAUUUAUUAGAAACUCUAGCAAUUAGAACAAAAGAUAACCUUUAAAAAAGAUAAGAAAAUAGAGACAACAAAGAUGAUUUCUUAAACAAAAACGCCAACUCUUUUUUCAUUGGUUCACUUUUUCCGGCCGGUAAUGUAGACUGCUACGGAUAUUCGCCGCUAGUCUGGAUCUAUUUCCGGUGGAUUUCAGGAUACACUAGAUUAUUCAAAAAAACAUAUGUUAAAUUUUUUAUUCAUGAGAUCUCUUUAUCUGCCAUUCAGAAAAAGAAAUAUUUUUUAUCUAUUUAAAAUUUUAAACCAAUUGCUGAUCUUAGUUAUCUUUCACAAAGACAAUUUUUUUUUUUGUAACAACCAUAAAGACCAUUUAAAAUCCAACUCUAAACUAGACGCAGGAGACGCACGUUGGUGUCACUCCACUUUGGUGGACUAAUGCACGCGCAUGUUAUUUUCUAAACAUACGACAAUAUCAAUUAAUUUUAUUUUCUAUAACUCGGGUAUCGAAAUACAAAAGCUGAACUAAUUUUCUAGAGGCAGGUCCACCAGCGACAUGCAAAUCCGAUUACUAAACGUGAGAAUCAGAUAUUCACGCCCGUGGAUAAAUUUUUAAAUAAUUCUUUUUUUUUAAUAUAUGACACUUAUACCACCUUUCCAAACCCACAAUACCGACCACAUCCACAUGAUUAUCAGUUAAUUUUUUCCGAAUAUAUAAGUACAUCUAUAUACAUAAUUACAUAUAUUAUAACUGUAAACGGCACAAUGAAUCUGAAACAGUCGAAAAUGUGUGAUAUCACGAACUGAGACUGGAACUUGAAUCUUGAACUUAUUGUAAAAUGUUUUUUAAGUUUCUUGGCCACAUUAACCAGUAAAUGGACCAAGCCUUUGCUGUCUUUUUUUCUUCCGUUGUAAGUCAAUUAAUCAUUUCAUCUCGAUUGUCACAUCAUUAAAAAUAAAAGAAAAACAUCUUUAAAACAACUUGUUAAUGAAAUUACUAGAGAUAACAGUGACUAAAGAAA
This is a messenger RNA of Brassica napus (rape), 6289 nucleotides long. RefSeq lists its product as uncharacterized. The transcript has a single exon. The coding region runs from base 2321 to 2701 and encodes 126 amino acids. Lineage: Eukaryota; Viridiplantae; Streptophyta; Magnoliopsida; Brassicales; Brassicaceae. The record is from RefSeq and is a predicted model, not a curated record.